Ectocarpus sp. CCAP 1310/34 is the source of this 1270-nucleotide messenger RNA. NCBI's taxonomy places the organism in Eukaryota, Phaeophyceae, Ectocarpales, Ectocarpaceae. The record is from the annotation of a GenBank genome assembly.
AUGUGUGAGGUAGCACUGACUGGCACUCUAGACUUGGUGUUCGUGUCUGCUGACAGCGAGUUCUCGGUGGAGUUGAAGAAUGUGCUGUACUCUCCCAACUCGGAUACAACCUCUUCUCUCCUAGCGCAGAGUUUGACGGCUCCUAGAACCGCCUUGGUGGGCCCGACAAAGUGUUGACUGCCUUCCGUGGAAAAGUUGUGUUCCAGAACAUCAAUGGGAUGCUUGUUGCGACCGCCUAUCGUCUUGAGUAUGAGGAUAGUGAUGACUCUGUUGUUGGGUCGGUGUUGGCUGCUCUCACUCCCUCAAACCCCAAGCAUGCAAGCAAGAUGGAUAUCAACGAGUUCCAUAACAUUUACGCCCAUGCGCAUGAAGGCUUGCUUCGUACUACUGCAAAGCAGUUGAGUGUUGGGCUGACUGGUAUCAUGCAUCCUUGCACGGGUUGCUCGAUGUCGAAAGCAAAUAAAAUUGAAGGGAUCUCGCGAGAAACUAAAAAUAGAUCAUAUAAAAAGUUGGGCAGAAUUUUUGUAGACCUGGGAGGGAAGAAGGGCGUCGCGUCCAUCGGGGGUAAAUACUACCCCAUGAUUAUAAAAGAUGACUACACGAGGCGUGCGUGGUUACAUUUCCUCAAGAAGAAAUCAGACGCUGGUAAGGCUUUCACGAGUUUUCUUGCGAGUGUGUGUACUGAUGGUUUGCCGUCAUUGGUCGAGAUUGUUAGAUCUGACAAUGAGUUUUCUGGGGGGAAUUCGCGUCCGUGUGCAAUGAGCUCUUGAUUAAGCAGGAGUUCACCCCGGCUCACACUCCACAAUAAAAUGGUGUUGCUGAACGUGGCUUGGGAUUGAUAUAGGAGGCCGCGAUGGCGGCUCGUAUUAUGGCAAAGGUUUUGUUUGGGCAUUUGCAGUUGCCCAAGACUGAUAGGCUCUGGGCUGAAUCAAUGCAUUGGGCUUGCGAGGCUUUGAACCACACAGCUUGCAGUGGGAACCCUGACUCGAAGUCGCCGUAUGAUAUGUGGUACGGUGAAGCCCGUCCUGCUAGACAGUAUCCAUUCUUGAAGCCGGCGUACUGCAGGUGGCAGCGACCCUCUAAACUGCUGCCGAAGGGUGAGAGUUGCUUCUAUGUCGGCCCUUCGAGAGACCACCCGCGCGAUUGCCAUAGAGUGUUGACGAGGGGUGGGAUCAUUCAGGAGACGAGAGAUGUGACGUGGGAAGCGCUGCCGUCUGAACUCCCUCCGCCGCAACCACCGCUGCCGAUAGACCUAGAGGUAGCAGAGGAG